GAUUCAGUCUUUUUGUGAAGCUGAAACGAACGACGACUGAAGCUAUACGUGAAUCAAAGGCAAUUUUAUUUUUGUUGAUAUGUUGCUGACACAAAUCAAAGUUUUUGUUGUUUUGGGGAUCAUUGGCAUUAGGGAGCCCUGGAAUACAACAGAUGUUUUAGCGGUUCUACAUGGAGGACUCGAACCUCAAGAAUUUAUCCGAUCCGUAGGUCAGGCUAAGCUGAUGUUUGAGUUCUUAUUGAGAGGACUGGAGAUCGAUGUGGACAAUAACAUUGUCAUGCGGGAUCAAGAAAUAGCAUCUAUGCGACAAGGCCGAGCUUUUUUAUCUCUUGUAAAUGACAAUAUCCCAAAGACUGUGUCUGCAAUGGAGAAGUUACUGGCUGUGAUGGAGGAGCAGGACAACUCUUUUAAUCAGGCCAAUUUUGAGACCCUCAUCCUCGGGAGCAUUUAUUCAGCUUAUCAGGCACGGUUCCACAGGCUGGAGUCAGAGCAGCAGGCCUGGACAAAUAUACUUGGACGUCUUGCGAAUGUUACUUUAGUUCAACUACGCAAGUCUUAACUAUCAAUAAACAUACAGCUGUUGAAGUAACUAUUUUACCUGGUUUAUGACAUCACAGUUUAGUCUUUUAGUUUUUUUCAACCUGUAACUCAGGGUUUCUCAACCACAUUCCUGGAGGACCACCAGCUCUGCACAUUUCCCAUGUCUCCUUAACCAAACACACCUGAUUCAGAUCAUCAGCUCAUUAGCAGAGACUGAAGAACCUGUAAUGGGUGUGACAAAGGAGACAUCCAAAACAUGCAGUGUUGGUGGUCCUCCAGGAACGUGGUUGAGAAACACUGAUCUAACUAAUGCUUAUUUUUGAUUCGCAAAUGCAACCCAUAUUUUAAAAACUCAAAAAGACACAUUUUUAACUGUAGAAAAA
Danio aesculapii is the source of this 923-nucleotide messenger RNA. Its product is annotated as protein FAM180A. Lineage: Eukaryota; Metazoa; Chordata; Actinopteri; Cypriniformes; Danionidae. The transcript is spliced from 3 exons. The coding region runs from base 80 to 559 and encodes 159 amino acids. The record is from RefSeq and is a predicted model, not a curated record.